Dreissena polymorpha is the source of this 1638-nucleotide messenger RNA. RefSeq names its product rho guanine nucleotide exchange factor 18-like. Gene Ontology annotation, molecular function: guanyl-nucleotide exchange factor activity. The coding region runs from base 1 to 1638 and encodes 545 amino acids. The record is from RefSeq and is a predicted model, not a curated record. Gene Ontology annotation, biological process: regulation of Rho protein signal transduction. The transcript is spliced from 12 exons. Lineage: Eukaryota; Metazoa; Mollusca; Bivalvia; Myida; Dreissenidae.
AUGGUGAAUGAGCUGCACAUGCCGCCUCAGAUGGUGAACAGCAUGUUCCCUCGGCUAGAUGACCUCACAGACGUCCAUAUGGAAUUCCUGCGCACACUGCAGAUGCUGCAGAGCAAGAGGCCAGACAAGAUGAUCGAUGAAAUAGGGGCCACACUAGUGGGGCAGUUCUCUGGAGCCUUUGGAGAUAAGAUGAAAGCAUCGUAUGGGAUGUUCUGUAGUGCCCAUCUGGAGUCCGUGCAGAAUUACAAAGACAUGAUGAUGAAAGACCGGAAGUUCCAACAAUUCAUAAAGACGACGACAGAGCACCCGAUGUGUCAGAAGCGAGAGAUCCCUGACUUCAUCCAGAUCAUCACACAGAGGCCCACCAAGUACCCGAUACUCAUUGACUCCAUUCUGCAUUCUACAAAAGAGAAGAAGGAAUUGGAGCAGCUGAUGACGGCACUGGAGCGCAGCAGGGACGUCCUCAAGGCAGUGGACGACCAGGUGGACGCAGCACACCGCGCCAUGAAGCUGAGGGACAUCUCCAACAGGCUGGAUGUGAGGUCACAUGUAAUGCACAGGGGCAAGAAGUUAAAGAACAAAGAUAUAUUACAAGGAGGGCGUGUGCUUCGUCAUGAAGGAAUUGUGGGAUUGAAGAUGGGCCGAGGAGGGAAGGCGGUGGAAGUGUUGGCAGUCCUGCUGAAUGACAUACUCUUCUUCCUGCAAGAAAACAACCAGAAAUACUCGUUCUACUCUCAAGAUAAUAAGUACGGAGUUGUGUCCCUUUUCAACCUGCUGGUCAGGGAGAAGCAAGAUGAACGCGACACAAAGGGCAUCUAUCUUAUAUCGCAGAACAAACAAGCCCCAGUUAUGUUUGAAAUAGUGUUCAACUCGACGGCAGAGAUGAGCAAGUGGGCACACAUCCUCAGACAGACAGUGGCUCAAUGUCCAGAAGAAGAGGAGGAAGAGAUUACUGGGGCUGAAGAGGACCGCAGAAAACUGGAGGAAAAGUUUGCAGAGAGAAGUGCAAGAGCUCAGAACAUUAUUGAAAAACUGCGUCAGAUAGAUGAGGAGAUACGAGAGCAGUGUGAUGCCAAGAACCGGCUGAUAGUGGAGCUACUUUCUGUGUUCAGUGAAGAGGAGCAGCCCUCGUCGAGGCCUUGUUCCCAGAACUUGGAGGAGUUGCCCACCUCUGCAGAGAACACCUCCCUGGAGGCGUGUCUCAGCGACGUCUCAUCACAGCUGACCGCACUCCUGCAGGGCAAGGUGGCCACCAAUCUGGGUCGCUGCGUGAGUAGUGUUGGAGAGUACUCCAGUAACACCUUCGUCAACAGUCCCCUGCUGAAGAAGGCCGAAACUUUCGCUGGAUUUGACAAUGCAGAACGCAAAGUGAAGCGUCUAGAGGGAGAGGACGUGAGAGACAGCUACGUGGAACCACCAAUGUCAGCUGAUAUUAGUGACCUUGACCUGUCACACAACGUCUCAAAGACGAGCUAUGACAGCGAGGGAGAGAGCGGUCACGGGUCCUCUCCCAGCCUCACCACGUCCACCCACAGCGCCCUCUCCGUGCCCCCAGUACUGCCCUCCCCAGGGUUCCAAGAGCAGCCAAACAUUGCCAACAUUCUGAGGACGUUUAACAGUGUUGUGGGCCAGUACUGA